Molecule: messenger RNA, 809 nt
Organism: Grus americana (Whooping crane)
Lineage: Eukaryota; Metazoa; Chordata; Aves; Gruiformes; Gruidae
Gene: RPRM
Product: reprimo, TP53 dependent G2 arrest mediator homolog
Exons: 1
Coding region: 171-509 (112 amino acids)
Source: RefSeq, a predicted model, not a curated record
CGGAGCGGCGGGGAGCGGCGGGCGGAGCGGGCAGCGCGGAGCCUCCGCCGGCGCGGGGCAGCGCGGAGCGGCUGGGCACGGCUCGGCUCGGCUCGGCUCGGCACGGCUCGGCUCGGCACGGCCCGGCCCGCCUGCAUGCGGCGGCGGCGGCGGCGGGGCGGCCGGGCGGGAUGAACGGCUCGGCGGCGGGCGGCGGCACGGCGGCGGCGGGGCUGCUGGCGGGCGCCGGGAGCGCGGCGCUGGAGCUGGAGCGGGCGCUGCGCUGCUGCACCGCCGCCUCCGUGGUGACCGACGGCGGCGGGGCGGCGGCGGCGGCGGACGAGCGGAGCCUGUACAUCAUGCGGGUGGUGCAGAUCGCCGUCAUGUGCGUCCUCGCCCUCACCGUCGUGUUCGGCAUCUUCUUCCUCGGCUGCAACCUCCUCAUCAAGUCCGAGGGGAUGAUUAACUUUCUGGUCAAGGACCGGCGGCCGUCCAAGGAGGUGGAGGCGGUGGUGGUGGGGCCCUACUGACCGCCGACGGCCCCGCGCCCGCCCGCCCCGCUCCGCCGCCCGCCCCGACGGCCCGGCACCGGGGGAAGCCGCCCUGGGCCGUCCGCUCCCGGCGCUGACUGCACGACGGCCUUUCCUCCUUUAGACAGACUGUUCGUUCGGUUUGGUUUCUUUCUCCUUAAAAACAACAGCAAACGAACCCCGCCGUCCCGGAGGCCGGUGAGACGUGCGGGGACGCCCGGUGUGUGCGGCCCCCGGAGCCGCCCGGCCCGGCCCGACCCGACCCGCGGGGUGCCGAAGUAAAACGUGCUCUGAUGGCAA